UUCAACUCUACUAAGUCUCGCACAAAACCAAUCGACCCGAAAAAGCAACAUAGCAAUUUAAAGCUCAUCUCCACAAAGAGUUAGCCCUAAGGCCACCAACUGGCUCUCCGUAGGCUGUAGCUCACCUUCUCCCUUAUUCAGCAGCCGGCCAUGGCGUCCAUCACUGCCCCAAUUGCUACUGCUUCUUCUCCUUCUCCUUCUCCUUCUCCUUCUCCUUCUCCUUCUUCUCCCCUUCUUCCUUUCUCCUCACGACCCUUCUCUUCCCGGCAGCGUAGCCCCAUACCCAUCUCUCUCUCUCUGCGUUCUCCCUCCCCAAAACUACUCCCUUCUCUUCUCCACGUUCCUAGACAACAGCCCUUCUCUGCUACUAUCCUUCGAUCCAAACCACUGCCAAUUCUCCGAGGAAGAGUCUACGCCUCCAAUUCUAAUUCACCUAACUUACCUUCUUUUCCUCUCUCCGACUCCACGCGCACCGUCUCCGCCAUUCUCGCUUCCGUCUUCUGCGUUUCCAAACUACUCGUCAGCGCCGUUCGCCAAUUCGCGCUCAAAGCCGCUGAAAUCACAGGCCAGCCCACGCCGGAAGAACUUGCGGGCAUCCGGUCUCUUAGCGGGUCCCUGGUCUGCGCCGCCGGGCCGCUCUUCUUCGCGGCGCUCAAGGACCGCCCCAGCGGGUACCUGAAUACGCCGCUGACGGUGGUGGCUUCCGGCCUCUCUAAAUGGCUUGACAUAUACAGUGGUGUGUUGAUGGUCAGGGUUUUGCUCAGUUGGUUCCCCAACAUACCUUGGGAGCGUCAGCCAUUAUCGGCCAUUCGGGACCUCUGUGAUCCAUACUUGAAUUUGUUCCGGAACAUCAUUCCGCCUUUGUUCGAUGCGCUCGAUGUUAGCCCGCUAUUGGCUUUUGCGGUACUGGGCACGCUCGGCUCCAUUCUCAACAAUAGCAGGGGCACCUAUUGAAGUGAGUGCUUUUUGUUUUAAGUGAAGAAUUAUUCAAGUAAUAUUGGAAACUUUUGUUCUUAUUUCUUUUUUCCUUUUUUUUCCCCCAAUUCUAUAUGCCUUUGUAGGUUGAUUUCGUGGAUGUAAUAUUAGUUUUGGGCUGAAAAAUAUUAAAUGGUUGUGAAAAAUUCUGAUUGCCAUAUUGAAGAAGAGUUUGUAUGUUGAACAUCGAGGGAUAUUUAUUCCACAAAAUUGUGGUUGUUGU
Malania oleifera is the source of this 1198-nucleotide messenger RNA. Its product is annotated as ylmG homolog protein 1-2, chloroplastic-like. The transcript has a single exon. Gene Ontology annotation, cellular component: membrane. The coding region runs from base 151 to 954 and encodes 267 amino acids. Lineage: Eukaryota; Viridiplantae; Streptophyta; Magnoliopsida; Santalales; Ximeniaceae. Gene Ontology annotation, biological process: chloroplast fission. The record is from RefSeq and is a predicted model, not a curated record.